Molecule: messenger RNA, 792 nt
Organism: Onychostruthus taczanowskii (white-rumped snowfinch)
Lineage: Eukaryota; Metazoa; Chordata; Aves; Passeriformes; Passeridae
Gene: MMP7
Product: matrix metallopeptidase 7
Exons: 6
Coding region: 1-792 (263 amino acids)
Biological process (GO): collagen catabolic process; proteolysis; extracellular matrix organization
Cellular component (GO): extracellular matrix
Molecular function (GO): metalloendopeptidase activity; zinc ion binding
Source: RefSeq, a predicted model, not a curated record
AUGCACUACCUCCUGCUUUGUGCUCUCAUCUUCCUGCCUGAGACUCCUGCUUUUCCAGUACAACUCAGACAAGAAUCAUGGAUCAGCAUAGACCUGGAGAAAGUCAAGAGAUACCUUGAUACAUUCUUUCCAAUUUUGUCCAAAACACAAAACCUAAGCAUAGAAGAAAGGAUUAAAGAAAUGCAGAAGUUUUUCCACCUGACUGUAACUGGAAAAUUAGACAAAGAAACUGAAGAAAUAAUGACAAAGCCCAGAUGUGGUAUGCCUGAUGUAGCAGAAUACCAAACAUUUCCUGGAACUCCAAGAUGGGAAAAGAAACAUUUAACUUACAAGAUUCUCAGUUAUACACAAGACCUACCCAGAAGGAAAGUGGAUGAGGCAAUUAGAAGGGCCUUGAUGGUAUGGAGUGAUGUGACUCCACUGCAAUUCCGAAGAGUUGACAUGGGCCGGGCAGACAUUGAGAUUAGAUUUGCACGUCGUGAGCAUGGUGAUGGAUCUCCUUUUGAUGGAAGAGGUGGCACGCUGGCCCAUGCGUUUGCACCUGGAGAAGGGAUUGGUGGAGAUGCUCAUUUUGAUGAUGAUGAAAAAUGGUCAGAUGUCAAUCAAGAUGUCAAUUUGUUCCUCGUUGCUGCUCAUGAAUUUGGCCAUUCUUUGGGACUUGCUCAUUCCAAUGUCCGUGGAGCUCUGAUGUACCCACUCUACUCAUAUCAGAACCCACAAACCUUCAGACUUCCAGCAGAUGACAGGAGAGGAAUUCAGAAGUUAUACGGGAAAAAGCCAUCAAACUCUUGA